Messenger RNA from Symbiodinium pilosum, 552 nucleotides. The record is from the annotation of a GenBank genome assembly. NCBI's taxonomy places the organism in Eukaryota, Dinophyceae, Suessiales, Symbiodiniaceae.
AUGAAUAGCAUAUAUUAUGCAGAAGGUGCAGUCUAUAGGCUUGGGCAAGUGGACAGCAAUGAUUCGGGUGAUUUCCACUUCUCAGAGCAGCAGAGGCCAGAGGUGGCAUACCGCAGCAGCUCAGGGGAGUCUGGUGGCAGCUUCACAAUCCAACUUGGCCCGACUUCUACGCUACCAGGAAGGUUGGGAACUUCGGACCCGGCAGCUUUGAGAAUGUCGCGGCGCAAUAUCACAUCCUGGGCGAACUGCGCGAGCACGGCAAACUGUGUGAGUCUGAGAGACUACAUGCGGUUUCGCCCACCUCUCGCGCAAGAAGAGCCCCAGCUCUCCUUUGGGAGUGCACUCCAUGUUGGAGAUGGCGUGAAUGCAAUGUGCUUGGUUUGCAGUUACCACAAGCCUCCGCUGCGCGUUUGUAAAAACGGAGCCUUUUGCGACUUCUGUCAUCUACAUGAUGGGCGUCGAAACCGACGUCGAAGGCAUGCUCGCGAUGCCACCGGCCGUAUGACCUGGGCUGACACUGAGAUACAAGUUUUGCAGAGCAUUGACUUGUAG